Frankliniella occidentalis (western flower thrips) is the source of this 2421-nucleotide messenger RNA. RefSeq names its product probable ATP-dependent RNA helicase DHX35. The record is from RefSeq and is a predicted model, not a curated record. The transcript has a single exon. Lineage: Eukaryota; Metazoa; Arthropoda; Insecta; Thysanoptera; Thripidae. Gene Ontology annotation, cellular component: catalytic step 2 spliceosome; intracellular anatomical structure. Gene Ontology annotation, molecular function: ATP binding; RNA binding. The coding region runs from base 150 to 2219 and encodes 689 amino acids.
UGUGUUGUUUAUAACCUCAAAAACUUUUAGUCGAUUUGACUAUUCAAUCCUGUUCGCUUGUACAGUGACGUGUGACGGUCUUAUCGAACCAAGACAGAUGUGAGGCAUUCGAUUUAAACCUUCUUCCGUAUCGCCCCCAUAACCCAAAAAUGGCUGGCAUGAGACCGGUGUUUUUGAAACCUAAGGACGAUGAUUUAUACCAAGAGGACAAGACCGACUUGGAUACGGACCAAACGACAGCUUUCAUCUACAAUCCUAACCUGUCGCUUCCACUAGAACAGCACCGGCAAAGGCUCCCCGUCUACAAAAAUCGUGAUCACAUCUUAUAUUUACUGGAACAGCAUCAAACAGUAGUGUUGGUUGGGGAAACAGGUUGUGGUAAAAGUACACAAAUUCCUCAGUAUUUGUAUGAAGCAGGAUGGUGUGCAGAUGGCAAAAUUGUUGGGAUUACCGAGCCGAGACGAGUAGCUGCUACCACUCUUGCUAACAGAGUUGCCGAUGAAAAGGGCACUCCUCUUGGUGCGGUUGUAGGAUAUUCAAUACGUUUUGAUGAUGCCUUUGACCCUCUGAACACGAAGAUAAAGUACAUGACCGAGGGUAUUUUGCUCCGUGAAAUGAUGGCUGAUCCUUUGUUAAGAAAUUACUGUUGCAUAGUUCUUGACGAAGUUCAUGAACGAACCCUCCUGACUGAUACCAUAAUGGGUCUACUGAAAAAGAUCCUCCAGAAGAGACGUUCAUUGAAAUUAAUAGUUGCAUCUGCAACUGUAGAUGCUGAGCAACUUAGGGACUUUUUUAAUUUUAAUUCCAAUAAGGAUUCCAUGAAAGACUCAGCUGUGAUUAUUAGUGUUCAAGGCAGGCUCUAUCCUGUUGAAGUGUUUUAUAGCCAAGAACCUGUACCUGACUAUGUUAAGGGAUCUGUAGACACAGCAAUGAAGAUACAUGAUAAUGAGCCAAAAGGAGACAUUUUAAUUUUUCUGACUGGCCAUGAAGAAGUGGAUCGUGCAAUAUCUCUUCUCAAAGAACAUGCUGUACAAAACAAAAAUAAUGAAUUGAAGUUAUUACCGUUGCCUAUGUAUGGCUCUCUGCCUUAUGGUGAUCAACUUAAAGUUUUUCGUCCAACACCCAGAGGUCUGAGGAAAGUAGUUGUCGCAACAAAUAUAGCUGAAACAUCUAUCACUAUAUCUGGAAUUGUGUAUGUAAUAGACUGUGGGUUUAUGAAAUUACGUUGGUUUAAUCCAGAGACCCAAGUUGACUCACUGGUGCUUGUUCCAACAUCUCAAGCCUCAGCUGAUCAGCGAGCUGGGCGAGCAGGCCGUGUCAGGUCUGGAAAAUGUUAUAGGCUGUAUAAAGAGGAAGAAUUUGAAAAACUUAGCGCUGCUACCCCUCCAGAAAUGCAGAGAACUGAAUUAUCUGGGGCUAUAUUGCAGCUAAAAGCUCUAGGAAUAAACAAUGUUUUAAGGUUUAAUUUUCCAUCUCCACCCCCUGCAAAAAACCUUCUGUCUGGCCUGGAGUUGUUGUAUGCUUUAAAUGCUAUUGAUGACAGUGGACAAUUAACUGACCCUCUUGGAGUGCGUAUGGCAGAAUUUCCAGUUUCACCUCUUCAUUCUAAAACACUUAUCUCAUCUGGAGAGUUUGGAUGUGCAGAGGAAAUGGCUUCAAUAAUGGCUGCAUUGCAGGUUCAGAAUAUUUUUACAAAACCUGGUGGGGGCCAAGCUGCUAUCAGAGCACGUAUUGCUCAUAGGAAGUUUGAAGUAGCUGAAGGAGAUAUGUUAACUUUACUGAAUGUAGUCACAGGCUUCUUGAAACAAGAAAAACAACGCUCAAAGUCAUGGUGUCAUGAGAAUUUUUUAAACUAUAAAGCUCUUCGAAGAGUGGAGCAAAUAAGGAAACAAAUUCUUAAGCUUCUAUCAAAGUUCAAGAUCCCAAUAGAAUCAUGCAGCGGUAGAUCUGAAGUUGUGUGUAGAUGUAUUACGGCUGGGCUUUUCCCUAAUGCUGCCUAUUUACAUCACUCAGGUGUGUAUCGAACUGUCCGAGGGGGUCAAGAGCUAUACAUUCACCCUAGCUCAGUUUUGUACACCCUAGAACAGCCUCAGUGGAUCCUAUUUAAUGAAAUAAUGAGUACAAAUCGUGCCUACAUGAGAGAGAUAACUGUAGUUCACCCAGAUUGGUUGGAGGAACUGGCUCCACAUUUUUACCAAAAAAGAUUUGAUCGGGACUGAUGUUUAUGAUGUGGAAAAUCUGUAAAAAAAACUAGUGAUUCAAACUGUUACAUUACCUAAAUUGUGAUUUUCAAUGUAAUUCUUUGAUUUUCAUUGAAUUUUGUACCAAGAAUGUUGUAGAAAAAACGUAUUGAAGUAUGCGUAAAAAUCUUGUCAAAGGUGCUCUAUACCAUACUACUGAAUAAACUGGUCAUUUAUUGUA